AUGGGCGGCUUCCUACAUACGGUUGGGAGUCUUCUUCCCUACCAUCUUCUCUCCUAUGGUGCCCUCUUAGGGACGGAGGUAUACCAGAGCUUUGUCAAUACCAAGCUUUGUUUCCAGGCACUCCCGAUGCGCGAGUUCCUUGCAUUGCAGAAGCGUCUAUUCCCUGUGUACUUCAAAUGCCAGGUUUGCUUGGCUGCUCUGACAGCCGCGACACAUCCACCUUAUAGCAUUUUGUCCUUAGCUCGGGAUCCAUUGGUUGCAGUCCCACUUGUGGUGGUUCUCAUCACUGGGUCUUUGAACUGGUUUGUAUUUGGACCGCGGACUACUACGGCGUCACUCGUCCGACGGGCUCUUGGUGAAAGUGAGGAUAAGGCGGCAGACCCGAGCGAAGGGAAACUUCACCGGGCUAACCGAGAUUUCGCUCGCAAUCAUGCCAUGUCGAUUCAUCUCAAUGCCAUUGCUUUGGUUGCCACGAUUUGGUAUGGAUUUUCGCUGUCAUCGAGCCUUUUGCCGGAGGGUUGA
This is a messenger RNA of Penicillium cataractarum, 522 nucleotides long. RefSeq names its product DUF4149 domain-containing protein. Bases 1 to 522 code for a protein of 173 amino acids. The record is from RefSeq and is a predicted model, not a curated record. NCBI's taxonomy places the organism in Eukaryota, Fungi, Ascomycota, Eurotiomycetes, Eurotiales, Aspergillaceae. The transcript has 3 exons.